Molecule: messenger RNA, 1635 nt
Organism: Penicillium manginii
Lineage: Eukaryota; Fungi; Ascomycota; Eurotiomycetes; Eurotiales; Aspergillaceae
Product: Amino acid/polyamine transporter I
Exons: 3
Coding region: 1-1635 (544 amino acids)
Biological process (GO): transmembrane transport; amino acid transport
Cellular component (GO): membrane
Molecular function (GO): transmembrane transporter activity
Source: RefSeq, a predicted model, not a curated record
AUGGCUGUCACUGAGAAGAAUAGGGCUCAGGCCAGUGAGAAUGGGGUCAGAAACAGUACUGAGAUAGAUACAGUACGCCAGGAAGCUGCUCUGGGUCACAAGCAGGAGCUGUCGCGCAACUUUGGACUAUGGAGUGUAACAAGCUUGGGAAUUGUUAUCGCCAAUUCCUGGGCCGCUACUGGUGGUACGAUCGUGACUGCGCUUAUGAAUGGAGGUCCGAUGGCCCUGCUCUAUGGGUUGAUACUCGUCAGUGUUUUCUACACGGCUAUUUCAGCCUCGCUGGCUGAAUUGGCAUCCUCAAUGCCCUCCGCGGGCGGAGUAUACUACUGGUCCACGGUGCUGAGUGGCAAGCAUGGUCGCGCUGCUGGAUUCUUCACUGGAUAUCUCAACGCGUGCGCCUGGCUUCUGUCAGCUUCGUCAAUGAGCUCCAUGCUGGGAAAUGAAGCGGUGGCUAUGUAUCUGCUCCGUCAUACCGACAUUACCUGGAAUUCCUGGCAGGUAUUCAUUGUCUUCCAAAUCGUCAAUUGGACAUGCUGUGCAAUUGUUUGCCUCGGAAACCGGUUUAUUCCUAUGAUCAAUCGCCUGGCACUGAUCUUGUCAAUGUGCGGACUCUUUGCAACAAUUGUGGUACUUGCGGCCAUGCCAAAGACACAUGCCAGCUCCACCCAAGUAUGGAAAACAUACUACAAUAUGACUGGUGGCUGGUCUGACGGGGUCUGCUUCAUGACGGGUCUACUCAAUGCUGCAUUCGCUGUUGGGGUUCCAGACUGUAUUAGCCAUUUGUCAGAGGAGGUUCCCAAGCCACAGGUUAAAGUGCCCCAGGGUAUCAUGCUCCAAAUGUUGACAGCCUUCAGCACCUCUUUCAUCUAUCUUAUCGCUUUGUUCUAUUCGAUCCAAGAUAUUGAUCUUGUUUUCGAUAGCAGCUCGGGCUACUUCCCCACUGCUGAGAUCUACCGGCAAGCAACAGGAACCACCACCGGUGCCAUCGGCCUCAUUGCUGUGCUAUUCCUGGCUACGUUCCCAACUCUGAUCGGUACCUUCGUGACCGGAGGACGCAUGUGGUGGAGCUUGGCCCGUGACGGCGCAACACCCUUUUCGGACUACUUUGCUCAGGUUCACCCUACAUUGAAUUGCCCUGUGCGUGCUACAUGCGCCAUGAGCGCACUCGUUACAUGUCUCGGCUGUAUCUACGUCGGCAGCACCACGGCCUUCCAGGCCCUUAUCUCGUCCUUUAUCGUGCUUAGCACCCUGUCAUAUUUUGGCGCCAUUUUACCCCAUGUCUUGACCGGCCGUCGCAACAUUGUGCCUGGGCCUUUCUUCAUGGGGAGAAAGCUGGGAAUGGCCGUCAACAUCCUCUCUUUGGCCUAUAUCAUUGUCACCGUGGUUUUCUUCUGCUUUCCCCAGGUGAUGCCUGUUACCGCGCAGAACAUGAACUAUACAAGCGUCAUCACUGUCGGCUUGAUGACAUUGGUUUCGAUUUGGUGGUUUAUUCGUGGAAGAACUCAGUACCGUGGUCCCCAUUUCAGCUUUGAGGCUGCCAAGGACUUGACUUCUGUGCAAACAGGAAAGGGGUAUGGCGAUGCCCCAUUUGAAACUAGAGAAGGGUCUACGGAAGGUUCUGUGAAAGGGAAUUGA